AUGUCUGGACGUACGUUGCUAUUUGAUAAAUCACUGGAAAAAAUCACAUUUACAUUCCACUACGCGGGCUUGCUGCUGGACACUAAAACGAAAACCUUUAAAGAAAAAAUAAAAACACGUUGUAUAUACCUAUUAAACAUCUCCUGGGCGGGUUUUGACGUUACUGGUUCUAUAUACUGGUUUAUAGACGGUAUAAUGAAAGGAAAAAGAUUUAUUGAUCUCACGUAUAUUGCUCCUUGCAUUGGUCUAAGUUCCUUGGCAUUUUUAAAAGCUAUAAUAUUGACAGUCAAUGAAAAGCGUGUCGACGAACUUAUUGACAGUAUACGGUAUUUGGAGUCAACAGAAAAGCAAAGCGAGAUUGUAGAAAAAAAAGAAUCAAUAAUAGCAGAUGAAAGAAGAUUUUUAAAUAAUAUUAUUAAUACGCUGAAUAUCUUCAACGUAAUAAUGAUAGUAACAUUCUCCAGCUGUCCGUUAGUGUUGAUGUUGAUCGAAUAUUUGAAGACGAAAGAAUUUGAGCUGAUGCUGCCCUUCCUUGUGGUUUAUCCAUUCAAUUCUUACGACAUUAGGUAUUGGCCUUUCGUGUACAUGCAUCAGUUUUGGUCCGGGUGCGUGGUGAUGCUAGACACAUAUAGUGCGGACUAUCUGCUCUUUACCUUCUGCACCUACAUCAGGAUCCAUUUCAGGCUUCUCCAGUAUGACAUGGGGAACAUAAUACCCGGCCUAGGAAACAACACUGCAAUAAGCUUCCGUGAUGAAGUGUUUAAGAACAAAUUCGUGAAUCUCGUCAAGAGGCAUCAGAUGUGCAUACGCUCUGUGUACCUACUAGAAGCUAUUUACACAAAAUCUAUUCUCUAUAACUUUUUGUCGAGCUCUAUUCUUAUCUGCCUCACUGGAUUCAACGUUGUGGCCAUAGAAGAUAUGGCGCUCAUCUUUACGUUCCUGAUCUUUCUGUCCACUUGCUUGCUGCAAGUUUACUUACUUUGCUUCUUUGGCGAUAUGCUGAUGCAGUCGAGCACAGCAGUCUGUGACGCUGCUUACAACUGCUCCUGGUAUUCCGCGGAUGCAGUCAUUGGCAAAAGUAUGCUCAUAGUCCUAACGCGCGCUCAGAAGCCGUGCAAGUUGACAGCGAUGGGUUUCGCAGACGUUAACCUUAUGGCGUUUACAAGUAUUCUGAGGAACUCUUGGUCGUGUUUCUGUUUGUUAAACACUAUGUAUACUCCAUAA
Parnassius mnemosyne (clouded apollo) is the source of this 1224-nucleotide messenger RNA. The record is from the annotation of a GenBank genome assembly. Lineage: Eukaryota; Metazoa; Arthropoda; Insecta; Lepidoptera; Papilionidae.